This is a messenger RNA of Pelmatolapia mariae (spotted tilapia), 765 nucleotides long. Its product is annotated as probable Bax inhibitor 1. Gene Ontology annotation, biological process: negative regulation of endoribonuclease activity; cellular response to unfolded protein; negative regulation of RNA splicing. The transcript has a single exon. The record is from RefSeq and is a predicted model, not a curated record. Gene Ontology annotation, molecular function: enzyme binding. Lineage: Eukaryota; Metazoa; Chordata; Actinopteri; Cichliformes; Cichlidae. The coding region runs from base 1 to 765 and encodes 254 amino acids. Gene Ontology annotation, cellular component: mitochondrial membrane.
AUGGCCUCGGUUUCUAAUGUCACCAGUAGGUUUGACCAGAGCAUCCCCGCCGAUGCCAUCUUCAAGCUGUCCCACAUAUCACAUGCGACCCGAGUGCACUUGAAGAACGUGUACGCAAGCUUGACGCUUUGUACGAUUAUGGCAGCUGUGGGUUCCUGCGUCUGCGUCGUCGCAAGCUUUUCGCCGAUCGUCCUCGCCGGGCUGGCUGUGUUGUCUAUUGUUGGAUUACCGGUCUCCGUGAUUUGGCUGGGCGUGACAACUCACAGCCCCGAGACGGAGAAGAAGAGAUUCUCCAUUCUCCUAGGAUUCGCGUUUUUCUCAGGCUUAGCACUUGGACCCGCGCUCCACCUUGCGAUCUCUGUGGAUCCGAGUAUUGCCGUGCUAGCCGUGGCUGCAACCGCUGUGCUAUUUGUCUCCUUUACUCUUAGCGCACUAUACGUCGAACGCAGGAUCUACAUGUUACUAGGAGGCGUAGCCCCGACUCUUGUCAUCAUGCUUACGUUGACUAUGAUUGACUUGGUAUCUGAUAUGGACACGUACCUAGGGGUGUUGAUGUAUUGCGCGUUUGUUACGAUCGACACUCAACUCAUCGUCGAGAAAGCGGAAAACGGCGACAAAGACUACAUCUGGCACUGUGUGGGAUUGUUUCUCGAUAUUGCAGAGAUGUUUCGGAAAAUUACGACCAUACUAGCCUUGAAGAACAAGAAUAAGAAUAAGCACAAGGACGACAUUGAGAAAUGCAUACGUGGUCAUGAUGAACUGUAA